GUUCGUAGCUGCAAUGCAAUGGAGGCGGAGGACAGCAUGACAGGGUGUAGGGAACUUAGGUGUAGAAAGGGUUAAAGUUAGAGGGGGUGGUUAAUAGGAUCCUAGAAAUUAACUAUUGGAGGAGGUGAGGAGAGGGGGAGGAGAGUUCAGUGAGCUAGGUGAUGCUGGAGGAGGGGCAGCAUCAGUCCGGGGGAAGAAGCAAGGAGAGAAGUCCUGCAGCCUGUCUGUGUAUCGGGUCAGCGCUCUGGGUCAUCUGUGGAAAAGGCGAGGAAGGGAAGAAAAAUGUCAGAGGUAGCCGGGUUGUUAGCGCAGCUUCAAGCUGUUGCGGAGGUCCACGGCGCGGACUGGCUGCAAAGCCAGAUCACCGCCACUCUGCGGGGGGUGCAGCAGGCCCCGGUCGGGUCUAGGCCUGCUUCAACGCGCGCGAGGCGGUCGAUACCGCCGGAGCGCUUUAGCCCAGAUAAUACCCCCAGGUCACAGCGUCGGGUGCGGAGUCCCAGUAGGCCCCCGUCGGGCCCCCCCGCCAAGCAAUCUCAGUCUGCCACUGCACGGGCGGGGGGCGGGGGGGCGGGAAGCGCGCAGCGCGGGGGAGCCUCUCGGGUGCCCAGGCCUACCUCCCCUGUGUUGGUGCAGGCCCAGAUUCACAUGGCUGUCCCCGGUGGCGAUGUUCCGGUCGGGGGGGCGGCCCGGCGUGGGAAGGACCCUCAGACAGGCGCCGGCCUAGCUCGGUCCACAGGCGGCGGCCUCGCACGCGGUGGGGAUGCGUUCAGGGAUGCAGAUGGAGCGACACCAGGCCAGUCACGUCAGUCGGGAGGUCCCGCCUCCAGGCACCGUUCGGAGUCUGGGAGGGUUGACCGGAGGGGCAGUGGUGCUCAGGCUGCAGCCGCAGUGCUGAGGGAUGAUCUGAUUGAAGAGUUCAGCAGCGAUGGAGACGAGAGCCCUCGGGGGGUGGUGGCUCCCAUACCUGUCACAACGCCAGCUGUGUCCAGAGGUCGGGGAAGGAGUGAGGAGGUUCGUCAACGACCACACGGGCAGGCGGCGACCGGUUCCAGCAGCAGUGAAGAGGGGGAGCUGCCGGAGGACCCCGCGGAGGAUGGACGUUAUGGGAACCUGUCGGCUGGAGGACCUUCACGGCCGCGCCGAACCGAUCCCCAAGGUUGUCUGAUUUGGAUCCUAGGACAUUCAUUUGUGUUUUGGGGGGCAAGAAGGGCGGAUGUCAAGCCUGGGGGGAGACAGCUGGGGGUGCCCAGGGAGGAAGGAAGGGUACGAUGGAUAGGGAUUAGGGGUCUCAUGUGGCAGAAGGUGUUACCCGAAGUUCACAGGGGGGCUAGCUUAGACAGGGCCCCGGACAUUUUGGUGAUACAUGCGGGGGGGAAUGAUUUGAGCGUCCGGCCGAUGCGCCAGGUGAUCAAAGACAUACAAUGGGAUAUACGCCGACUGCGGGCCUCUUUCCCUGACCUGAUCAUUGUUUGGUCAGAUAUUGUGGCUCGCAUGGCCUGGAGGGAGGCCAGGUCAUUGGAGCGUUUGGAUAAGGCCCGGAUAAAGGUGAACAGAGAGGUGGGCAGGUUUGUGGUGCAGCAAGGUGGGAUAGCGGUUCGCCAUUCAGAUUUAGAAGUUGAGACUUGGAGGUACCUGAGGGGGGACGGGGUUCAUCUCAACCCGAUCGGGAUCGAUCUUUGGGCUCUGGGAUUGGAGGAGGGCGUUAGGAGGGCUUUCCUGGUGUGGCGGCGGGCCCAAGUGUGAGGUGGUCCCACUGGUGCCGCGGUGGCGGUGGGUUCCCCUGCCGUUUGGUAGAAAUAGACGGUGGUUAGGUAAAAACGGUGGGGGGGCAUAGUUACAGGGAUGGUGUCUGCCUUGGUGGUCUGGUGUCAGUCUGGACCACCAGGGGAGAAGUGGGUGGGUCUGUGGUCAGCUAGGUCUUCGAGUCGGUAGUCGCGACUGGGGACAUGUCGUUAGCUAAGAGGGUACCACAGGCCCAAAAGAGUGAUCAGGGGUUGUCAGGGGGACUGACAACCAAGGUAUGGUUAAAAGGUUUAACAAUUGAGGAAUAGGUUAAAUAUUUAAAGUUGGGUGAUAUAUAUAUGUAUAUGAUGGUGUAUAUAUAUAUAUAUAUACAGUUUUUGUAUUUGUUAAUAAAGGCCUACCAGGCCAUUUUAAAUCCAGCAGGUGUCAGUGUGAUUAUUGGGAAAGGUUUAAUGUUAAGGGGUAUAUGCUUGUAUUGGUUGGUGCGGUAAGUUAUCCGGCUGCCCUAGUCAAGACAAGUUCGUAGCUGCAAUGCAAUGGAGGCGGAGGACAGCAUGACAGGGUGUAGGGAACUUAGGUGUAGAAAGGGUUAAAGUUAGAGGGGGUGGUUAAUAGGAUCCUAGAAAUUAACUAUUGGAGGAGGUGAGGAGAGGGGGAGGAGAGUUCAGUGAGCUAGGUGAUGCUGGAGGAGGGGCAGCAUCAGUCCGGGGGAAGAAGCAAGGAGAGAAGUCCCACCCUCCCGCCCUAAUUAUAGGAGUUAGGUGGUUUUGACAGUACAGGAUGGCGGUGGGUUCCCCUGCCGUUUGGUAGAAAUAGACGGUGGUUAGGUAAAAACGGUGGGGGGGCAUAGUUACAGGGAUGGUGUCUGCCUUGGUGGUCUGGUGUCAGUCUGGACCACCAGGGGAGAAGUGGGUGGGUCUGUGGUCAGCUAGGUCUUCGAGUCGGUAGUCGCGACUGGGGACAUGUCGUUAGCUAAGAGGGUACCACAGGCCCAAAAGAGUGAUCAGGGGUUGUCAGGGGGACUGACAACCAAGGUAUGGUUAAAAGGUUUAACAAUUGAGGAAUAGGUUAAAUAUUUAAAGUUGGGUGAUAUAUAUAUGUAUAUGAUGGUGUAUAUAUAUAUAUAUAUACAGUUUUUGUAUUUGUUAAUAAAGGCCUACCAGGCCAUUUUAAAUCCAGCAGGUGUCAGUGUGAUUAUUGGGAAAGGUUUAAUGUUAAGGGGUAUAUGCUUGUAUUGGUUGGUGCGGUAAGUUAUCCGGCUGCCCUA
Messenger RNA from Rana temporaria (common frog), 3010 nucleotides. RefSeq lists its product as uncharacterized. Bases 283 to 1743 code for a protein of 486 amino acids. The transcript is spliced from 2 exons. NCBI's taxonomy places the organism in Eukaryota, Metazoa, Chordata, Amphibia, Anura, Ranidae. The record is from RefSeq and is a predicted model, not a curated record.